AGCAGAAGGCCGGGAUUGGAACCCAGGUCGUUUUGACUCCCAGCUGAAGAAUGGCACACUGCUUUUCCACUCAGAACAUUGUUGCGCUUUCAGAUCUGCAUCCCAACAUGGUUCAUUCCAGCGUAAGCGGUAUAGUUAUUGGGAAAACAGAUGUCAAAGGCUUUCCAGAUAGAAAAAAUAUUGGAUCGGAAAGAUGCACUUUCAGUUUUACUAUUCGAGAUUCACCGACUUAUUUUAUAAAUGUCACAUCCUGGGGAAGAGAAGAGUACAUUAAAUCACUUUCCGAAAGCUUCAGAGUUGGUGAUUGUGUUAUAAUUGAAAAUCCCCUGGUUCAGACCAAGAUAAUAGAAAAAGAAGAAAAAUUCAAUCCUACAACUCCUGGCUCCUACAAAUUACUGAUCAGCGAGAAUCAUUCGAUGGUUAAAGUUUGCUCAAGCUAUGAGGCGGAUGCAAAACUACGUCUGCUACUGCAUGUGCCCGCUAGUGAUCCUCACGAUUAUUAUUCACUGGGCGAUAUUGUGGCGAACGGGCAAAGCCUUGAUGGAAGAGUCAUUAAUAUUCUCGCGGCAGUGAAGUCGGUUGGAGAGCCAAAAUUCUUUACAACUUCAGACAGAAGGAAAGGCCAACGUUGUGAAGUAAAGCUGUAUGAUGAAACAGAGUCAAAUUUUGCAAUGAUGUGCUGGGAUAACGAAUCUAUUCAACUUGUGCAUAGUUGGAUCCCACGAGAAACAGUAAUAUUCGCUUCAGAUGUAAGAAUAUGCUUUGACAAAUUCCGGAACUGCAUGGUUGCGACCGUCAUCUCCAAAACUAUUAUCACAACAAAUCCAGAUACCCAAGAGGCAAAUACGCUUUUCAGUUUCAUGCGAGACAAUGCCAGAACAAGAACUUUAAAUGAUGAAGCCGAGAACCUGUCACCAGAGUCAGUAAAUUUGCAAACCAUAAGCGAUGUCUAUACGGUAGAACAGGUAAAGAUGACAGUCUUUCAGAACGAGCAGAAGGCCGGUCCGUUCUAUGGCAUCCUUUAUGCGUACAUCUCUAUGCUCAACAUUGACGAUGACUCUGCAAAAAUAUCCAACAGAUGUUCAAGCUGUGGCUCCAUUGUGAGUGAAGAAUCCGCCUUUUGCACGUAUCCAUCCUGCAACUCUGACCCUUCAGCCCUCAAACCGGUUUUUCCCAGCUUUAAUUUAUCGAUCGACCUCUCAGACCAUACGGGCACCCUCCGUUUCUGUAACCUUACGGGCAGCGUCGCCGAGGAAACCUUGGGUUGCACGGUGUCUGAGUUUCUUGCUCUAAAGGAAGAACAGAAAACAGCAUUGAAGUGGCAACUUCUUUUGGAAAGAAGCAAGAUUUAUUUGAAAUUUUUUCAAUCAUCCAAUGCAAAAAGUGGAUUGAAAAUAAAAGUGCUCUCGUGUAAGCUUGCAGAUCCGAUAGAGGCCAGUAGCAACUUGUCUGGGAAUGAUCAGACCAAAUAACACGUUAAAAAUGUCGAAGCCUUUCUGUGAAGCUUAAAAUUUCACUGCCUCGAGAAACUGCAUUCCAAUUGAACAAAAAACGCGUGCCCACGUUAAAAAGAAAAAUGGUACUGUUGCUUUUUGAUCUACUGUCAGAAUAAAACUUUAGCGGCUGAA
This is a messenger RNA of Tachyglossus aculeatus (Australian echidna), 1628 nucleotides long. RefSeq names its product meiosis specific with OB-fold (gene MEIOB). Lineage: Eukaryota; Metazoa; Chordata; Mammalia; Monotremata; Tachyglossidae. Gene Ontology annotation, molecular function: single-stranded DNA binding; single-stranded DNA 3'-5' DNA exonuclease activity. The coding region runs from base 51 to 1472 and encodes 473 amino acids. The record is from RefSeq and is a predicted model, not a curated record. The transcript has 14 exons. Gene Ontology annotation, biological process: resolution of meiotic recombination intermediates.